Molecule: messenger RNA, 513 nt
Organism: Uncinocarpus reesii 1704
Lineage: Eukaryota; Fungi; Ascomycota; Eurotiomycetes; Onygenales; Onygenaceae
Exons: 2
Coding region: 1-513 (170 amino acids)
Source: RefSeq, a predicted model, not a curated record
AUGAGGAGGGAUGGGCAGCCAGAAGCCAACUUCGUUCGGAUCGAGAGGAGGUCACUCCGGCCAAGAGUGGAAAGGGAUCUUGGAGUCCUCCACAACUGCGAUUUGCUGCCAGUCUUGAGAUCAAAUAAAGCGAGGAGAGAUCUCGGUGACGAAUGGAGGCCGUGGGCGCUCUGGUCGGCAGAAGGGAUGCCCAGAAGCAAAAUGGUGGCUGCGGUGAAUCUGAGCACGAGGGCAUCAAAGCACGCUCGAUGGGAUUUGCUUUGUUAUACGGACGGCGAGCAACAUCGAGGCCAAUGGGGAGACAUGUCGCAGGACUGGAGGCAAUGCAACCGGCCGAUUGGCGGCAACGGCGAGAGGCACCAGAAGCAGAGAGCAUCAGCAGAGGAUGGAAGCGAGCACGCCGGUCGCUCUCAGGGCACGAUAGUCGGCGUGCUGGACGGCAUGGCUGGUGGACAUGGGCCGAUCCGUCCGCAUGAGACGGGGCCGGGUGCCAUCUUGGAGCCAGGAAAUUGA